Colletotrichum abscissum is the source of this 876-nucleotide messenger RNA. RefSeq lists its product as uncharacterized. The coding region runs from base 1 to 876 and encodes 291 amino acids. Lineage: Eukaryota; Fungi; Ascomycota; Sordariomycetes; Glomerellales; Glomerellaceae. The record is from RefSeq and is a predicted model, not a curated record. The transcript has a single exon.
AUGUGUCGCGCCUGCGAGCGGCUCUCUUACGACCCAUUCCCGGACGUUCCUUCAGAGAAUGAAGGCGACGAAGACGGCGACGAAAGUGAACCUCAACUUCACCACGCACCAGUGAUACCACUCAGGCGUAAGCUCACUACAAUCGAAAUAGUAGUAACACCUGCACCGAGCUACGACGGCACUCCGAUUUUUGCAGCAUAUGUGAAACCCACAACCGUUCAGCCAGACGACUGGAACUAUUCGUCCCAGCGACAAGCCCCUUUUGGUAUGGCGGUCUAUGAUAUCACCCCAACAGCAACCCCAACCCAGGCCGCAAAGCUGGCGCACGCUCUCUCUCGUCACGCCAGGCGUCACAAUCGCGAAUGGGGACGGGACAGGAUAGAGGUCGUUUGCUUCCCUCUUCCGUCCCACCUGACCUGCCAAGAGCGUGCACAAGCAUGCAUUGAUCAUCACGGGCACGAAAUUCGGAACCGUGCCGUAAUGGACGACAUUGAUGACGCCAAGUUCUGGUUUCUCCCCGAAGACUUUGACAACGAGUGGUAUUCCCGCAGCAUCAUCGUCAUCGACCGACUGGAGAACACUUGGGAGGACUCUUUUGGUUAUGACGACAGGACGAUCCAACACGAAGAUGAGAAUUCUGGAAGUUCAUUUGGCAGUUUUGCAACAGUCCGCUGGCGGCCGCGCGAGGAGACCUGGGAAUACUACGAAGAUGAGCUUCGUCCGGAGAAUCGAGUAAUCAUGAGAAAGUAUGGGUUGGAGAGUAUCGGCGAGAUGCUAGGACUUGACGGGAUUGGCAAUAGUAUCAGGGGCUUCUACGAACACUUCGCGCCUGAUGGGGUUUUGGAUCGAGAGUUGGCUGUCGCCAGGACCAGGUAG